AUGCCUAGUGCGAUGAUAACUGGGCUGGGGAUUUUGGGAUUGGACUCACUGGGAGCAGAUCUGGCCGGGUUUGAGGAGAUGAAUUUUGAGGAGAUGGAAUUUGAGGGUUUGGCAGAUGGUGAGGGGGAGUGGAGCUCUUUACUUGCAGAGCAGUUUGCACAGCAGCUGGGGGCAAUUGACGAAACCGAUGGGGCUGGGGGGAGUGGGGUUGGUGCUGCAAAAAGCAAGGAGUGGGUGGAAGGCAAGGAGGGAGUGGAAGGCAAGGAGGGAGUGGAAGAACGGGAGAUGCUUUCAGAUGAAGAAAGCAGUGGAAGCAGAGAGACUUCAGAUGGGGAACGGGCAAUGGAGGAAGGCGGAGCAAUGGAGGAGGAAGAGGGUGCGAUGGAGACAUGGACGGGAAUAGACGAGCGUUUAACGAUGGAAAUGGGGCCGCCUGAUCGAUACUUCCAGCUGCCCAGCGACAAGGAUGUUCCUCAUGAAAGCAGUAAGCAAAUCCUGAAAACUGAAGGGAUGGAGAGACAGCAAGGAGGCUGGACAGUGUCUGAGGGUAACUACAUGAUGGCAAUUCAGCCGAGACAACAGGCGGUGCCAUCGCAAGUAGGGAUGGAGGGGCAGGAAGGUGGCUGCACAACAUCUGAGGGUGAAAACGGCUGUGGUAACUACAUGAUGGGAAUGCAGGCAAGCCACCAGGCGGUGCCGUUCCAAGCUGCCCAGACUGCCCAGACUGCACCAUCUGUUCCAUCAUCCUCCCAAUGGCACCAGCCAGGUCAACGGGGAGAAUGGGGCGAGCAGGGUCAAGCGGUCCGAGGGGCAGGUGUGGCGGUGGGUGUGGCAGCAGCAGGACCAUCCGGCCAUCUAGGCGUGGAGCAGAUGCGUACUCCAGUAGAAACCUCAGCACUGGCAGCGGGGCUGCACGCAGUGACAGGGGAGGAUGCAUUGGCAAGGCAGCAAGCAUUGGCUAAGCCGCAAUCAGCAGGGCUGCCAGUCCCAAGCGAGCCACGAGCCGCUUCAUGGGGUUUCAGUGUAGAAGUGUCCGAGGGAUUAAUGGCGCCUGGUGGGGAUAGUUUUCUGCAAGAAGCGAAGGAGGAGGUGGAGGUACCCUGCAUGACAGGUAGUGUGAGUGGUGUGAGUGGUGUGAGUGGUACAAAUGGUGCUGAUGUUGCUGAUGGUAUGGUUAUAGCUGGCCCAAUGGAUAGUGUAGCUGCUGCAGCUGCCAAUGUGGGUAGUAGGAAUGGCUUGGAUACCCCAGUAAAUGUCUCUGCCGGUGUGGCUGCCAAUGUGGGGAGUGGGAAUGGGGUGGAUAUUGCCGUGACGCCUACUGCCUGUGUUGCUGGUGACGCUGAUGGUGCUAAACCUGUUAUUGAUGUGGAUGGUAUGGCUGGUGUGGCUGGUGUUGCUGGUGUUUCUGGUGCUGCUAUUGUUGCUGGUCUUUCUGGUAUUGCUGCCGCGCCUGGGGUGGCUGGGCUGACAUCCUCUCCAGACUGCUCUCCCAAACCAAUCUCGACCAUCCCUCUGCGCAGGCAAGUACGCGCAGGAGCUGCACAAACGACUGGAGAAGCAGCCUUGGAUGCGCGCCAGGAGGCCCGGAGAAGGGGUGCUGCAGCAGAGGCGGAUGGGGGGGCAGCAGAGGUUGUUGCUGGAUGA
Molecule: messenger RNA, 1644 nt
Organism: Closterium sp. NIES-65
Lineage: Eukaryota; Viridiplantae; Streptophyta; Zygnematophyceae; Desmidiales; Closteriaceae
Source: the annotation of a GenBank genome assembly